Perca flavescens (yellow perch) is the source of this 702-nucleotide messenger RNA. RefSeq lists its product as uncharacterized. Gene Ontology annotation, biological process: proteolysis. Lineage: Eukaryota; Metazoa; Chordata; Actinopteri; Perciformes; Percidae. The transcript is spliced from 7 exons. The record is from RefSeq and is a predicted model, not a curated record. Bases 1 to 702 code for a protein of 233 amino acids. Gene Ontology annotation, molecular function: cysteine-type peptidase activity.
AUGAGUGAUACAAGGCUCAAGGAAUUCUGGAAAAGAAAAGACACAGAAGUGGUUGUGUCUGUGGUCCCCUCUCAAAUAACAGGGAACAGCAUCCUUAUCCACCACAGUGAGCUACGGACACUUAGACCUCACUUCUGGCGUACAGGCGAGAUCAUCGAGAGUCUCUUACAUCACACUGCCAACGACUUGAAUUUGGGAAGUAGAAUUUAUAUUCUCAAUCACUAUAUAGCUGGUGUGAUCCUCUUUGGGAAGAGAGAAAUGGUCAGAAGGAACAGUUUAUCCAGGACCAACUUUGACAACUAUGAAGGAAUAGUGUCUUUUGUGAACGUACACAAUGUACACUGGAAGUUUCUGUACAUCAGUACAGCAACAAGAAGCGUGUAUUUGGUUGAUCCAGCACGCAGCUCGGCAGAGCUGACAGACUCCAACCAUGCUGCAAAAAGAUUGAAUGAGUACUUCAAAAUGAGGAGGACCUCCCUUGGCAAGACUGACUGGGUUGACAUUAAAUGGAAAGGAGGUGUUGUGCAACACCCAGUGCAGCAGGAUGGAAAUAGCUGUGGGGUACUUGUCAUCAUGAUGGCAAAGGCAGUCAUGGAGGCCUUUCCAAAAAUUCAAAAAAUUGAAUUUGGUACAUCAAAGAGAGAGAUGGCACAGCAGCGUCAACAUUUUGCUCUGGAAAUACUUAAAGCCUCAGGUCGGUGA